Messenger RNA from Macroventuria anomochaeta, 1410 nucleotides. Its product is annotated as Calcipressin-domain-containing protein. The record is from RefSeq and is a predicted model, not a curated record. Gene Ontology annotation, cellular component: cytoplasm; nucleus. Gene Ontology annotation, molecular function: calcium-dependent protein serine/threonine phosphatase regulator activity; nucleic acid binding. The transcript is spliced from 2 exons. The coding region runs from base 420 to 1205 and encodes 261 amino acids. Gene Ontology annotation, biological process: calcium-mediated signaling. Lineage: Eukaryota; Fungi; Ascomycota; Dothideomycetes; Pleosporales; Didymellaceae.
CAAGGCAAUGCUGUUGCAACUGCGUCCGUGUCUCGGCCACUUGCGCUGCCAACUUCGCCACGCGUCGGCCGACACAGCUCCUAAACGCAACAACACAUACAGUGUUGGGCUGUCAGCAAAAGUGCUGCCGGGCUGUGCAAGACAGCCCAGACAAGAAGACGGACUAAGUGCUAGAAUUUCGGAGUCGUCCGCGGGUGGUUCCAGAAUUCGGAUGCUCUGGUAAGGCCUUGGCAUUGACUUGCACUGCCCCCAAGCAGAAGCAACUCGACUGCAUGACGGAUGCGGAAGCUGGAACGUCUCCACGCCGCUGCACGCUUGAUAUAAGACUCUAAUCGUGUCUGCCUCGCUCUUCCACUCCCCACAGCGACUCACCACACAGAACCUCUGCUCUCCACACACACAUAAUCGCAGCCGCAAACAUGCAGGUUACCUUACCAUCACCAUCGCGCUCGCGCGCAUCAUCAGGAAGCAAAUCGCCACUUUCCCUCGACCUCUCAGAUCUGCCGCCCCUCGUCGAGCCGUCGCCGCCUUCAAACACCCUGAUCAUCACAAACCUCCUCGCGCCCAAGAUCUUCCAACCCGCCACGCUCACAGAAAUCCGGCAAACUAUCGACGCACAUGCAAAAGUGCACACCUGGGCGCCACUAAAAUCCUUCAAACGCAUCGUGGUCUCCUUCUUCAACACAUCCGACGCCAUCACGAUCCGGCAGACGCUGGACGGCGAGACAUUAAUGGGGUACCGCAUCCGUGUCUACUUCGGGAUCAACACGCCCAUGAACCCGUCUGAUCAGCACUUGCCGCUUCCGAAGAGCGAUAAGCUGUUUUUUAUCAGUCCGCCGCCGAGUCCGCCCAUGGGGUGGGAGAUGCGCGAUGAGGAUGCGCCGAACAAGGUUGUGCAUCCGGAGGAUCUAGCCGAGGCGCUGGCAAAGCUGCAUGCGAGGCCGAAUGAUGUGAAUUCGCCAGUGUCAGACUCGGGCAUCUCUCCCAUUACGAGGCGGCGGACGGGCAGCACGGUGGUCGUGUAUCAUCCAGAGGAUCACGGUGACUCGCCGCAGUUGCCUGCUAUUUCGGUCGAGGACACAACGGAAACUCCGGAGCUGCUUACACCGGACGCGAUGGAAGGCGUCGAGGGCCCGAUCGCGACGGAGAAGGCCAUGGGGCGGAACGUUGGUACUGCAAGGCCGCCGGUGGAGUUUAUGCACUGAGCGAUGGCUCGAAGUUUCUUUAUUGUUUGACUAGGCGUUAAAGGUAGCAUUUGGGCAGGAUGAAGCGUGCAUGCAACGGCGUUGGUGGUACAGGCUUCAAGAGCCUUUUGCUUGUUAGGACGGGCUCUUGAACGGCGUCGUUUUGGAUGCAAGAUCCUUAGUAAUUCACUACAACAUAGCAUUCGUUGUUUCUACAACACUAUUC